AUGGCUGGUCUGUUGUUAUUGGGGAUUGGCGCUCUUGUCACCUACCUCGUAGCCAAAAGCAUAUAUCGAUUGUAUUUCCAUCCUCUCAGCAAAAUUCCGGGGCCUAAGCUUGCUGCGAUUACAGGGGCCUAUGAAUUUUACUUCAAUGUGGUCAAGCGAGGAAUGUUCAUUUGGGAGAUGGAGAGGCUGCACAAGAUAUAUGGACCCAUUAUUCGCGUCACUCCUCACGAGGUCCAUAUCAAGGACCCCAACUAUUAUGAUGAGAUUUAUGCUUCCAGCAAGCGCAGACGCCAGAAGGAUCCUCUGCUGGUUGCUCAGUUUGAUCUCGAGGGGUCAGCAUUUUCAAGUGUCUCCCCAGAAGAGCACCGACAGAAGCGCUCGCAUCUGGAAAGAUAUUUCUCGAAACAGUCAGUCACCAACAUAGAAUACCUGAUUCAUGAGAAUAUCGACAAAUUGGAUCAACAUUUCAAGCGCGCUUACGAAUCCCACAAAGCCGUCAGUCUCGACGCCGGUUUCGCGGGGCUAACCUCCGAUGUCAUUCACCAAUAUGCCUAUGGAUUCAACAGUGGAAACCUCGAUCAUGAAGACUUCAACGAAAAAGUCCGAGAUGGACUCAAUGGACUGUUCAAAUUCGCCCACCUUUCAUUCUUCUUCCCAAUCAUCCAAACCGUCAUGAAGUCGCUUCCGCUGUGGUUGCUGGUAAAGCUUGACCCAUUCGCAUAUGCGCUGAUGGGCCAGAAGGCAGAUCUCCUUCAUCGAACAAAGGAGUUCCUAGGCGGCAAAUCGUCCGGCUCAAAGUCUCACCCCAUAAUGGAGAUUAUCACCGGCCCGAGCAUGCCAGAGCACCUGCGCGAAGCGGAACGCCUGAACAAUGAGGGAUUCAGCCUGAUUAUCGGUGGCACUGAGACAACUGCGCGGUCUUUAGCUAUUGCUGCUUUUCGUCUGCUUUCCAAUGGACACAUCAAAACGAAGUUGCGAGAAGAGCUGCGGACGGUGAUGCCUACGCCUGAUUCUCGCCCAACGUGGAGCCAGCUUGAACAGUUACCGUAUUUGUCGGCGGUUGUUUGGGAAACACUGCGCGUGUCCACUGGGAUUGCAAGUCGCUCCCCUCGUGUCGCACCCACUGAAGCGCUAGUGUACAAGAAUUACACCAUUCCUCCCGGAACCCGCGUGAGCGAGACCAAUUACUUUGUUCUCACUGACCCCGAGAUUUUCCCUGAUCCGCACGUUUUCGACCCAGAGAGAUGGCUGCGUGCUGCUGCAAAAGGAGAGCGGUUGGACAGAUUCAUGGUCAACUUUGGAAAGGGCACUCGGAUUUGUGUGGGAAUGAAUUUGGCAUAUGCGGAGUUGUUCCUCGUAAUCGCAACAUUUGUUCGUCGCUUCGAUAUGGAGCUUUUCGAGACAACCGAGAAAAAUAUCGCCUUUGCGCGUGACUUUGGAACUCCUUAUCCUGAUGAGGGUAACACCAGUGUGCGUGCUAUCGUCACUGGCGUGGUAAAGGAGUGA
Penicillium canescens is the source of this 1506-nucleotide messenger RNA. Its product is annotated as cytochrome P450. The transcript is spliced from 5 exons. The coding region runs from base 1 to 1506 and encodes 501 amino acids. Lineage: Eukaryota; Fungi; Ascomycota; Eurotiomycetes; Eurotiales; Aspergillaceae. The record is from RefSeq and is a predicted model, not a curated record. Gene Ontology annotation, molecular function: iron ion binding; oxidoreductase activity, acting on paired donors, with incorporation or reduction of molecular oxygen; monooxygenase activity.